AUGCCUCGCCCGGGGAGGAACACGUACAGCGACCAGAAGCCCCCGUACUCCUACAUCUCGCUCACGGCCAUGGCCAUCCAGAGCUGCCCGGAGAAGAUGCUGCCCCUCAGCGACAUCUACAAGUUCAUCAUGGACCGGUUCCCCUACUACCGGGAGAACACGCAGCGGUGGCAGAACUCGCUGCGGCACAACCUGUCCUUCAACGACUGCUUCAUCAAGAUCCCGCGCCGACCGGACCAGCCGGGCAAGGGCAGCUUCUGGGCGCUGCACCCGAGCUGCGGCGACAUGUUCGAGAACGGCAGUUUCCUGCGGCGCAGGAAGCGCUUCAAGGUGGGCGGCGUGCAGGCCCCGGACCCGCUGGCGCCCAGCGGCAAGGCGCACGACGCCGCGCACUACCUGCAGCAGCAGGCCAAGCUGCGGCUGAGCGCGCUGCACGCCGCCGCCGCCGCCGCGCACCUCCCGCAGCUGCCGGCCGGAUACAACCUGAGCUCCGUGUCGCAGCCGUCCAGCUUCAAACACCCGUUCGCCAUCGAGAACAUCAUCGCCAGGGAGUACAAGAUGCCCGGCGGCCUGGCGGCCUUCUCCUCCGCCGGGUACCCGCUGCACAGCCAGCUGACCCCGGCCUGGCCGCACAUGUACGGCUCCGGGAUGAUGGACACGGCGGCGCCCAUCUCCAUGGGCCCCGGCGACUACUCGGCGUACGGCAUGCCGCUCAAGUCCCUCUGCCACGGCGGACAGACUCUGCCCGCCGUCCCGGUGCCCAUCAAGCCCACGCCCGCCUCGGUGCCGGGCCUCCACGGGCUGCCGUGCGCGCACAUCCCGGCGUUCCUCGCCAACUCGCCCCAGUCGCUGAGCCCCACGUCCCCGCAGACCGGCCGGAGCAGCCCGGCCGCGCCCGGGGAGCCGCUGCCCUCCUCGGCCUCGCUGCUGCAGUCCGUGGUGGCGGUGCACUGA
Messenger RNA from Scophthalmus maximus (turbot), 954 nucleotides. Its product is annotated as forkhead box protein B1-like. The transcript has a single exon. NCBI's taxonomy places the organism in Eukaryota, Metazoa, Chordata, Actinopteri, Pleuronectiformes, Scophthalmidae. Gene Ontology annotation, molecular function: DNA-binding transcription factor activity, RNA polymerase II-specific; RNA polymerase II cis-regulatory region sequence-specific DNA binding. The record is from RefSeq and is a predicted model, not a curated record. Gene Ontology annotation, biological process: regulation of transcription by RNA polymerase II; anatomical structure morphogenesis; cell differentiation. Bases 1 to 954 code for a protein of 317 amino acids.